Messenger RNA from Aspergillus candidus, 1019 nucleotides. RefSeq lists its product as uncharacterized. The coding region runs from base 144 to 707 and encodes 187 amino acids. The transcript is spliced from 3 exons. The record is from RefSeq and is a predicted model, not a curated record. NCBI's taxonomy places the organism in Eukaryota, Fungi, Ascomycota, Eurotiomycetes, Eurotiales, Aspergillaceae.
CCGCCCACCUCGCAAAUCUCAAGGUGACUACUUCCCAAAUUUCUGGAAUCUGCAGCCUGAUCCACUUGCAACAUCUACAACCCAUUCUAAUCGGUGUUUAUCUUACAGAUCGUACAGACUCAACACCUCACAACAAUACAACAAUGCUUCUCUUGCCAUCGCUCGCCGUGAUCGCCUCGUUGGCGAGGGCUAUCAACGCCCAAGAGGUUGUCACCAUUGACCCCAGCAGCGUUGAUCCAGCCACGAGGGAGCAUUGGUGCCUGUCGCAGACUUCGUCCUGCCCGCUCCUGUGUCUUCAAUACCCCAAGUCAACCAGCGAGCCGACCUCAAACGACUGCGAUUCCGACACCCUCUCCUACAGCUGCGUCUGCGACAACGGCAAAUCUCCCAACGCCUCGGAAUACUCCCAGACAAUCCCCUACUUCAUCUGCACCGAGGAGAACAACCAGUGCGUCAAUAAAUGCGAGGGCAAAUCAAGCUGCCAGUCCCGGUGUCGCGACGACCAUCCCUGCGGAGCCCAGGACCCCAAGCGCGCCAACAAGACCACCUCCACGACCUCGACCCCCCAAGCGACCACUUCUGUGCCGGCGUUCACGGGCGUCGCGGGUGAAAACAUCGGCGCCAGGCCGUCGAUUGAGAUGGGUCAUAUUUACGCUGCGGCCCUUGCCAUGGGCGCGUUCCUUGCCGGUUUCGCGUCCUUGCUUUGAGUGGAAUAAAAUGGAAUGGCUCACGUCGACUGUGAUAGAUUGAGACUCGACUCGAUGUGCAGUGCUACGAUCUUCAGUCUUACACAUUCACAUUCACAUUCACAUCCACAUUCUCCCUGCAUGAUUUUCAGCGUUUUCAUGGAGCGUGCGCCGUCUUUGCUUUUUGUUCGUUUUUCUAUUAUGUUGUUAUGAUUUUAAUCAUUAAUCAUAUGGGGCUGUCUAGUUUUGUUACCAAAACAGCCAUUGCAUUACCUCCCAUGUUAACUAAUAUCACUCCUUAUUAAAUGCAUACAACCAAAUUACCGCACUUUA